Moneuplotes crassus is the source of this 2811-nucleotide messenger RNA. The record is from the annotation of a GenBank genome assembly. Lineage: Eukaryota; Ciliophora; Spirotrichea; Euplotida; Euplotidae.
AUGGCCACCAUGGAUGCGAAGAAGAUUUUGGAUAAUCCAAAAAUUACCUUUGUGCUAGGAAAAGAUUCUGCCUUUAGGGCACAAAUCUGUGAAAAGCUGGUUGAAGAGAAUAAGUACACACUAAUUUGCUCAGAAACGCUCCAGGAAAUUGAACUUAAGAAAUCUAAAAAGAAAAUUAACGAUGGGACUUUGGAGAUCAAUGCCUUGAUCUCUAAUCCAUCUAAGAACUAUCUCAUGAACGGAUUCCCUUGCACUGCAGAUCAGGCAAUCAACUUUGAACAGAAUGUUAGUGAGUGCCAGACUGUUCUGUACUUCCAAGAUAAGAAUGAGGGAGAAGAAGAGAAAGUUGAUCCUUCAACUGCAGCAAUUCAGGAAGUCAUAGAGAAAUAUCAACUUUUUGGAAAGGUGAGAGCUAUCGAUUCUAGUCAAGAUUUUGAUAAAGUGUAUAAAGAAGCUCAGAAAGCUCUCCUUCCAGAAGUUUUCUUCCUAAUUGGACAAAAAGCAGCUGGUAAAACAACCGUUGGAUCUUCAUUAGCAGAAAGGACAAAUAUGAUUCUCAUGCAGUUCAACGAAUUUGUUGCAAAGCAUAAGCUCAAGGGUGCUGACGAUGAGACAAUUACACUAGCCUUGAUCAAUAUAUUAAAGAAUGAAGUAUCUCCUAGAGUAUUGAUUGAGGAUUUCCCUCAAAACUUAGUUCAGGCCAAAUGUUUUAUUAAAAAUUGUAUUGAGCCUUCAAAAGUAUUCUACAGUAAAUGCAGUAAAGACACUUGCCAAGAGAGAAUGAUCACCUUGGGGGAAGAUCAUAGCGAUUAUGUUUCAUCUGCUAUUCUAUCAAAGAAGAUCAAAAAGUUCCAUGAUGAGGCUCCUUCUCUUAUCCCAUUCCUUCAAGAAACAACUGAGUUCCAUGAGAUCAAUUGUGAUCAGGAGCUACAGUUUGUCCAUCAGCAAGUAAGAGAUAUUAUUGAGCCAACAGUUAUCCAUAUCAGAGCUGGAUCCAAUAAUGAUUUAAAGAAACAAAUGAUCACAGAACUCGUUGAGAAGCAUGGUUUCAUAAAUCUUGAAGUCAGCAGUCUCAUUCGACUAGAAACAGAGAGGAGAACUCCUGUUGGAGAAGAGUUCUUACAAAUUGUUCAACAUGGAAAGAUCAUUCCAGCAGACAUGAUCGUCAGAAUGCUCAGGAAGAUCAUCUAUAGUGGUCAGAAGCAGAAUAAAUUUAUCCUUAAUGGGUUCCCAGAUGUCAUUGAGCAAGUGAAUGAAUUUGAAGCCAACUGUGCAAGGAUUAGUGCAGUCUUCCUCACAAGUGAGGCUGACAAGAACGUUGUUGAGAUCAAAAACAAUAAUCUAACACUUUUCAAUAUUGAUGCCUUGUUUCAGAAAGAAUUUAGACUCAAAAUAACUGAUAGCUGGGACUUUGGCAGAUUCAACGAGAUGCUUGGAUGAAAGACAGAUUAUAUCAUUGUAACUGGAACUUGGUGCUCUGGUAAGACAACAGUCUGCAAAUUCCUUGAGUCUACAUAUGGAUACACUAUUGUCAACUUAGAAGCAGCUAAAGAACGAGUGAUGAAGAAUCAUGAAAAUGAUGAAGAGCCACCAGAGAGCCCUCCUCCAAAUGAAGUAAUUGAAGAAUUAAAGGCAACUCUGGAUGAACUAAAGCAAAAUAAAGCUAAAAUUGUAUUCGAUACAUUUCCAGGAGCUACUCCAGAAGACUUCGAUGCAAUUCUUGAUCAUCUCGGAACUCCAGAUUAUAUCAUGAACAUCGAUGCAGACAUUGAAGAAAGGAAAAAGAGAUAUCUGGUCAAAACUGAAGCUGAAGAAUGGGGAGAAGGUCAAGAUGAAGAAACAUCUAAACUAGAAAACAACACUGAAGCUUUGGUUGCUCAUGCUAAAGCAAAAUAUGAAGGAGUAUCAGAAGAUAGAUUUAGAAUUCUUGAUUUUCAACUCUCUCCUGACAAUAUGCAAAGCCAAAUCAAUGAUGAGAUGUCUCCUAAGGUGAUCUUAGUGCAUCAUGACAAGAGGCUAUCUUCUGACACAACAUGUGCUAAUCUUGCUAUUAAAUACAACCUAAUUUACAUCAGUGUUUAUCAGUUAAUCAGGAAGCAUAUUGAAGAAAAGACUGAUUUAGGUUUGCAACUCCUCGCUACUAAGAAGCCAAGGGAGAUUAAGAUCAACUCGCAGACUAGGGAUGAAUUUGAGGAGGCUACUUACAGUGCUGUACACUUCGACCAGACAUUGGUAUUGAAAUUAGUCAAGCAAUCAGUCAAUGAAACUUUGACCAACCAGAAGUAUAUCCUUUUGGAAGGAAUGUGCAAUACCAACAUCCUUUCAAACCAGGAAGAUAUGCUAGAACUUACUCCAAUGAAUGAGCUGAUUGAUAUUGAGAGAGAAUUAGGAGAAAUUGUUGCUGUCUCAAGCCUUAGAUUCACUCAAGAGUCAACUGAGGAGGAAGAAGUUGAGUAUGAAAACUUCCCAGAACCACCUCCAGUAGAAGAGGUCAAGAAAGAAGGAGAGGGAGAAGGAGAUGCUCCUGAACCCGAGCCUGAACAAGAUGAAGGUGAAGGAGAUAAUAAAAAGGAAGAGUUUAAGGUUGAGGAUUAUCAAUGGACAAUUACUAAUAAGAAACCAAAGAAUCUAGUUCAAGUUUAUCUGCAAUUGAAAGGGAAAGAUGCAGUUCAUGAAAUCAAGAAUGCAGAGGAAUAUUCUAGCUCACAGUACGAAUCAAUUAGUAAAUCCCUUGAUGAGUUCAUCACAAGGGUUGUAGGAGGAGAUCUCAAAGGCAAGAACCCUAUAAUCCAAGUUGUUUUUAUGGAAUAA